CCCGGGCCCGCGGCCCGCACGAUGGCGCACGCGGCGGCCACCGUGCCGCUGGGCGCGCUGGAGCAGGGCUGCCCCAUCCGCGUGGAGCACGACCGCCGGCGCCGCCAGUUCACCGUGCGGCUCAACGGAUGCCAUGACCGGGCCGUCCUUCUGUACGAGUAUGUAGGCAAGCGGAUCGUAGACCUGCAGCACACGGAGGUCCCUGAUGCCUACCGCGGGCGUGGCAUCGCCAAGCACCUGGCCAAGGCUGCCCUGGACUUUGUGGUGGAGGAGGACCUGAAGGCCCACCUCACCUGCUGGUACAUCCAGAAGUACGUCAAGGAGAACCCACUGCCGCAGUACUUGGAACGCCUGCAGCCAUGACCCUGGCAGGCGGGAGCGCCCCCUGCUGGCCUUCCACACGGACCCCACCCAGCUGUGUGCUCUCAGGACCCUGCUCCCCCUGGGACCAGGCUCAGAGUUAUUUUUGUAAGGACGGUCAGCUGCAGACCUAUAUCCAGGUUCCUGGGGCUGCUGGCAAAGGAUUCAGAGCGAUCCAGGGACCCAGGCAAAUUGCAGGCCAGCAGCUGUGGUCCCUACAGAGCUUCUCAGAGGCCUUCUGCCCUGGCCAAGCGGGAUCCCUGCUCCUUGAUCAGCAGAGGCCAGGGUGGGGCCCCGGGCACCACUUCCUGGGCUGUGUCUUUCCUACAAGUGAGGAGGAUGCUCUCACUGGAGCCAAGAGGAGCAACAAGAAACCCUCGUGUGCCAACUUCCAAGGGUGGUAGCGCCGAGCUUCACCUGCACCAGCGCUGCCUCUUCUUCUCAGACCUCAGUGCCCUGGCCCAGCAGUGUAGACAUGGCAGAGGGUGAUACUCCCUCACAUGGGAGAUAAAAGUAGUGGACAGAGCUCUGGCUCAACAUACACAUGAACAUACAUGAACACAUGUGCAGGAGGUGGAGACAGACUAGGGGGCAGUAAAUGUCUUCCUUUCCUUGGUACCGUCAUCUAUUACCAUCUUCUGUAUCAGCUCUGUAGGAAACCUUGGUCCCUGUCCCAGCACCCUCUGGGCCCGACAGGCAUCGUAGCAUCCCUGCAUUCUCUGGCUGUUUGUUUUUUUUUUUGGCCAUCCCUAUCUGGGUUUUCUCAGAGGGAUUGCCUUGGAACUGAGAGAGGGAGGGAGACGCACCAUCUUGCAUCACUCAAAAGGAAGAAGCAUGUCAGCCCAAGGGAUCUCUUUCCUACCAUCAGAUGUUAGAGCACCUGUGGCGAGCACAUUCUGUUCCCUGACUUGACUUCAGACCCUUCCCAUACCCACUGCCCUGGUGACAACCUGGGCAAUGCACCAAACUCACCUUGGUGCUAUGGGACC
This is a messenger RNA of Dipodomys spectabilis (banner-tailed kangaroo rat), 1349 nucleotides long. RefSeq names its product N-acetyltransferase domain containing 1 (gene Natd1). The transcript is spliced from 3 exons. The coding region runs from base 22 to 363 and encodes 113 amino acids. Lineage: Eukaryota; Metazoa; Chordata; Mammalia; Rodentia; Heteromyidae. The record is from RefSeq and is a predicted model, not a curated record.